This is a messenger RNA of Linum trigynum, 2879 nucleotides long. The record is from the annotation of a GenBank genome assembly. Lineage: Eukaryota; Viridiplantae; Streptophyta; Magnoliopsida; Malpighiales; Linaceae.
AUCACCUAUCGCGCCGGUCUUCAGGAAAUGAGCAUCUCACAAUCAAUCCUAGCUUUUACUCAGCCCGUCGACCGAUUAAUUUGUUUUAUAAAACUUUCAUCUUGUCGUCAUUGUGCUUUCUGGUUUUUGCCAGGCCAUGAUAAAAUUUAAAGAAAUGAAGAACGAACAACACGAUUUAGGAUAGGAACCACCGUUCCUGUAUCCCUAAAAAAUGGUGGUAAACACGGACUCAGCUGCCUAACUUGUUUGGAUUGAGAUUUUUAUCGGCUAUUAGGGAACCAUGUGAUUAUAAAUUAGGUCUGAUCAAAACGGCUCAAAACUUGAAAUUCAGCAUAUUUGACCGACACAUGCCAAACUCCAAUUAUUCAUUUUAAUAUUAAAAAUAACCAUAUGGAUCUUUCUGUUUAGUUUUUUACUAACAAAUACCAAACGAUUCCCUAUAAAUUAAACUAUAAUUUAAUCAUUAUGAUAUCAAAUAAUUAUAUAAUAUAUAUUUGAAAUGAAUAAAAAUUGGACUAAUUGGGUUGGUCGAGGUUGAACCAUUUAAUAACUUUAAAAUACAUUAUAUUUUAGCCACUAAGAUAUAAAAAAUAGCAUAACAUGUUAUGCUAGAGAAAAUAGCUUAUUUUAGAAUGACAAACCCAUGAUGUUCAUUUGUUUUACUUCAUGGCCAAAUCCAGUAUAGAUCAGGCCCAUUCAAUUUUUUUUAUUUUAUGGUAGGCGGUUAGCCCAUUAGAAUCCGUGCAUUAGUUUAUUGUUAAAAUUUUCUUUUUAACAAUAAAAAGGAGUAUUGUUUUUCCCUUUCAUAUAUAUCUUACCAACACUGAGAAAUAAAAGGGCUUUAAGAAACAUGUUCUGUUUUUGUGGGCCGCAACAAUUCGUGGCACGUUUCAAUUCGCAUGUGUACGGUAAAUUAGCCCAUUACAUAGAGAAAAGAAAAAAAAAUGAAUUGGUAACUCCAAAGCCACUGAUUUUAGUAGAGUUUCCUCCAUGAAAAAUAGAACACUAAUAAGAAAUUCUCGUUGUCUUCUUCUCCGCAUAAAGUUUUGGCUUGCCCCUUUAAAUUUUGGGAAGAUUACUCUCAUUUCUUGCCGCUGAGCUUUUGUUAUGGGACUCCUUAACAUCUGUUUAAUCUCUUUGCUCAUUGAUUUUGUAAAACACAAUUUGCUUCAAAAGCUUACUUUUCCUUUUCAAUAAAUAAAUAACUCCCUCGUUCUUCGUUAUACAAGGUAGCUUGCCCUCUUACUUGACUUCACAUCCUUGUACAUUCUAUUUUGAUCCAAAGAUACGUACCAUAUUACAAAACCUCUGAUUCAAUUACAAGUUCUAACGAACGGGUAAAGCCAACUUUGUGGUUUGGACCCAUCUGCAGCCGGCUACCGCCGGCGUACUACUCUCCAUCUCAACGUAAGAACCCACCAAAUUCCCCUCCCUAUAUUAACCGGAACAUCAGAGCCAUAACAAUCACAACAAUUAAUCCAACCAAAAACUCCCAUCAACAUGGAGAAGAUAGAGCACACAACGAUCUCCACAAACGGGAUCAACAUGCACGUCGCCUCCAUCGGCGCCGGCCCACGCGCCAUCCUGUUCGUCCACGGCUUCCCGGAGCUGUGGUACACGUGGCGGCACCAGCUCCUCUCCCUCUCCUCCCUCGGCUACCGCUGCAUCGCUCCGGACCUCCGCGGCUACGGCGACACCGACUCCCCGGGCCCGGCGGCCCACUACACCUCCUUCCACGUCGUGGGCGAUCUCGUGGGCCUGCUGGACGGGCUGGGGAUCCAGCAAGUCUUCUUAGUGGGCCACGACUGGGGCGCCAUCAUCUCGUGGCACUUCUGCCUGCUUCGGCCCGAUCGGGUCCGGGCCCUGGUCAACACCAGCGUUCCCUUCAGCCCGAAGACCUCGUCGAAGGUGUCUCCGAUGACCGGAGCGAGAGCCGUGCUGGGAGAUGAUUUCUAUAUGUGCAGGUUCCAGGAGGCCGGAGAAAUGGAGGCUGAGUUCGCCGGGAUGGAUACGGGGAAAGUGUUGAUGAAAUUUCUCGGGUACCGUGACCCGAAACCGCCUUGCAUUCCCAAGGAAACCGGGUUCGUGGGCUUUCCGGAUCCGCCCACUUUGCCUUCCUGGCUCUCGCAAGAGGAUGUUGAUUACUAUGCUGCCAAGUUCGACGAGAGCGGCUUCACUGGACCAUUGAACUACUACCGCUCCAUUGAUUUAACGUGGGAGAUGAUGGGGCCAUGGACAGGGGCAAAAGUGAUGGUGCCGGCGAAGUUCAUAGUGGGGGAGCUGGACCUGACAUUGAAGUUCCCUGGAGCGGAGGCGUACAUCAACAAUGGCGGAUUCAAGAAGGAUGUGCCGUUAUUGGAGGACAUAGUUGUGCUGAAAGGCGUGGGUCACUUUCUCAACGAGGAGAAGCCGGAGGAAGUUACGAAACAGAUUCACGAUUUCUUUAACCAGUUUUGAUGAUCACUUUCAUCACUCCAAGCUGGACUCGGAGAUAUAUCAACUCAAUUGCUUCGCCGGUGGUCGAUCUAAUCCAGCUGAUUGAGGUUAUCUAUGGGUGGGAAACCUCUUUCCAUCCAAAUAUAACUAUUGGUUGUUUCUGUCAGUUUAUCAGUUACGUAAAAGAGUGCUGAUAUGCACCCAAAGUAUCUUAUAUUUAAAAAGAAAUAGUGACAUGCAUGGUUUUAUUUAUAUAUGUACUAAAUAUGCAAAGAAAGGUUAGGUGAUCAAGAAUGGCCAGCCAAGAUGAAAGUUAAGCUUCUUCCAACCCCAAGCAUUCAUUACCAUUUACCAAGAAGACGUUUAAUGUCCAGACGCGUUCAUCUCACGUCUGAGUGUUUUGGUUGAUUUGCUUCUUGGUCUGAUAAAUGAAAAUCCAAUCC